AACUUAAUUAUCUAACCCCCGGGGAACCCAGUCGAGUAUAAUGAAUAAUGUCAAAGAUGACAAGCUGUCCGGAUUGCUAAAACAACAUAAUGGAUAGACGUAAAAGAGUUUGUCAUAACGGUUAAUCAAGAUUCAAGACUUCACACCUCCCUACCUCACCAAACCUUUCCCCUCUGCCUCAAUUAAGGUUCUCAUUAUGAUGGGUAAGAGAGUGUUCUCCAUUGACAGAAUGGGUCUUCAAUCUGACAGCCAACCAACUGGGCCCCCAAUCUCAUAAUUAUAUUUCACACCCAUUGAAUUUGUAGACCGGAUUUGGGUUUGUUUUUGUUUUCAGCUUCUUACUGGUUUUCGCUACGCAUCCAAAUGGUUUAUUUACAUUAUAAACAACUUUGAAGCAUGUACAAGCUUUACAAUUUACUUUCCAUUUACGUUUACGUUUUGGUCUUGACAAAGUUUUGUACCUUAUUUAGUACAUUUCUCUAAUGACCCACUUUUGAGUUUUUGGUCUCCGGCUGAUCUCCCGCUCCCAUUGCCGUUCCACCUCGAUUUCUAUCCCCCCUUCUCUGGGUCCCUGUAAAUUCGAAAAGUGAGUGUCCCAUAAGCCAGACAAGCGACAUCCAACAAAAAGUUGUUUGUCAGUUGUAGUUGAAAUCAAACUGGUUACUCAGCUGCCGUCUGGGUCGGUUCCGUCCAUCGUCCGUCGUCCAUCGACCAUUGGCCAUUGGACCAUCGUUCAUCGGUCGGUCAAGCUGGCCCAAAUGGUGUCAGCUGUGUAAACAGGGCUAAGCAAGCGGAUCGCAAGCCGUUUAGAGCUUCUCAGUUCCCCGAUUCCCCGACUUCCCUGCUGCCCCACCACCACCAAAUCCAAAUCAAUUUUCGUGCGAACCAAAUGAAAAUCCUGCCCUGAACUUGACUGCCUGCAUGUGAUACGGUUGAACGCCUUUUGCGGAAAUUAUUGCAAUUUUCCUGUCUUGUCUUCUAGCCCGAAUACACCACAUACCGUACAUUGGGGUUUUGGCGGCGACUGGCGACAACAUGGAAACCUAUUUGACGGAGAUCAAACAGUUGCGCAUACCACGCCCGAAAUUCGAGCCGAACAGUUGCCAUCAGCAGCACCACCAUGCGGUGGCUACCACCGCGACCACGCCCAUCCAGCCGCCCCCGCCCCUGCACCACCGCCAGUGGCGACACUUUGUGCGACCCUUUACGCCGCCCCGCGAUUACCAUCUACCCAUGGUGGCCGAGGGCUCCAUGCACGACAAGAUGUGAGGAGGUCUUACUGGCUAGGCAAACAUGCUGCCCCAUAUAACCCACAUAUAGGUUAUAGUGCUUAAGUCUAGUGUUAGUUAGAUUAACAUACUAUAGAUACAGUUACAGAUACAAAGAAUAAAGUACACAACAUAUUAA
This is a messenger RNA of Drosophila suzukii, 1407 nucleotides long. RefSeq lists its product as uncharacterized. Lineage: Eukaryota; Metazoa; Arthropoda; Insecta; Diptera; Drosophilidae. The record is from RefSeq and is a predicted model, not a curated record.